This is a messenger RNA of Columba livia (rock pigeon), 8079 nucleotides long. RefSeq lists its product as uncharacterized. The transcript has 9 exons. Lineage: Eukaryota; Metazoa; Chordata; Aves; Columbiformes; Columbidae. The record is from RefSeq and is a predicted model, not a curated record. Bases 306 to 1001 code for a protein of 231 amino acids.
ACAGACGAAGGCCAGUGAAUGAAUCAUCAGCAGAGCAAGCCCUGCCUCUGCAUUCUUCCACUUGUCAUGCUGUUCCUCGGCUUCGCUCACUUUCAGACGUCGGAAGUGAUGGCAGUUGGGAAACGUGGUGUUUUCUCUCAGCUAAGUACCACACCUCAAUUGCUGUCUACUGUAGGAGCGUUCCCCAAUUCAAACCCAGACACAAGGCUCUGCGAGGCAGAAGCAUUGAUUCAAACUUGCAGUUUCGUGGCAGCAGUUGGACCACUGAAGAAGGAGCUUCUUUUCAGUCCAUAUUAACAAUUGAGAUGAAGAAGCAGCAGAGGUUCUUGAAUGAGGAUGGGGAUGGCGAUGGGAGGAAACCAAAUGCCAUCCCUCCCCUGGAUGACUGGGCCAGUGAGGCUGAUGUGCAAGACUUCAGCACUGGGCAAGGAGGUGACCACCCCCACCUUUCUCACCAAGCCUUGACCCAGGACCCCCAAGAGAGGGAGGCAAGCAGCGCUGACUCGGGUACCAUGCAGAUCAAAGACAAGCUGAAGACGAAGAGGAUGUCUGAGGGCCUGUCAGCCUCAUACAGAGGCCUGACUGACUGCGAUGACCCCACGGGGGUUACCCUGAAGCCAGUAGAUUCUGGAUCAGCUUCCCAGAAGCUCCGGGUAACCUCCAAGACCAUGUCUGCCACCCAGAACAGACCUGUUUCCUCAGAGACCAGCAUGUUAAGUGAUGGAGAGCAGGCGCAUGGGGAAAAUGACACAGACUAUGAUGCCAGUGAUGAGGAUAACAUGGAGCUGAUGUCAGAGAGCAAAGGAUAUAAAAUAAGGAAACCAAGCCAAGCAUGUGUAGUGGAUCUUCAGUUUAUUUCCAGUAGGCAGAGCUCUGAGAUCUUUUUCUGCAGUGUGAGCCCAGGGAAGCAGCUGAGCCAAGUGCUCAGCUGGACAUUGUGCUUCAGGCUGUUUCUGCAACAUGCAUCCUGCAGACUUGACGUCCUCAGUCUGUAUCAAUAGGAGAGAGCUGGCAACAGAAUGGGGACAUUGUCUCUCCCUCACUACUUCCCUUUCCAUUGCCCAUCCUAGGUCAAGUUGCUCCACCAGUUUGACUUUUCUAUUCCUGCCGUGUCCUAGCUAAAAGCAUGGCUGAACUGCUUCUGCCAUCAAGGGGGAAGACUGGAUGCUCCAGCUGAGCACUGUUCUACUAUUUCCAGGCUUCCCAGCUGCACUCGUAUUGCAGUGGUGACAACGGGAACAAGUCACGGAGAGCGGCUUUGCUUCCCCCGAUCCUCGAGUCAGCAAGAUCUUCUGAUGGGACUCCUGGCAGUGCUGCAGACUCUCAGAAUGUGGAUUUCCAAGAGGCCCCAGAGAUGAGGUCAAGAUCAGGCAGCAGAAGUGAAGACAAGACUUUUGAAUCUCGAGAGGUCCAGACUUUGGAACCCAUUUUGCCUGCUCUCCAGCAUCGCGUUGCUCGUGACGUGAAGUCUGCCAGACGUUUGCGUGAACCUGUGGCCCCAUUGCCAAGCCUCCCACCCAGACAGGCCAAGGAGACAAGCCACCGUGUGAGGCCUCGCCUUCUGAGUGUCGAUGACUUCAAGAUCAGCAAUGAAAAGAUCCGCGUUGUCUUGUACGAGUCAGCUUGGAUGAAAAUAGACCAACAGCAAAUGAGAGAGAGGAAGAUUGUGCUUAGGGAGAGGCUUCUGGCUCCCUGCACUGAACAUUGACCCCAGGGAUGCAGCCAACAAAACUGUGUGUUCCUAAAUGUUAUACACUCAUGAUGAGCCUCAAAUUGAUGCUGUUUGGAGUAAAAAUACCUGUGAACUUUCAGAAAAGCUGGAUCAGGUCUGAAGCUACACAUUGCAGAUUAGGUGGUUUGUAUUUCAACUUCAUUAUCCUUAGCAAACCCGUAUUCAAAAGGGAUUUUCUUUCUUUCUGUGAGAUCAUUGAGUCUGAGUUUGUCCAGUAUCUUGGAAGAGAAUAAAUGCAGCAAAUUUAAUAUCUUGCAGGGGUCAGAAAAGACUGAUCUCUUUUCACUUUAUGAUGCUGUAACAAUUAUUUAUUGUAUUACAGCACUGCUGGGUUUUCUCUCUUUCCCAAGCAUUGCGUAGCAACUGUGUGCUGGAGGCAGAUCACAGAACUAGUGAGAUCAGUAGACUGACACAUCUUAUGUUCAGGUGAUAUGCAACUAGGAAACAUACUGCAUUAAGAAUAUUAAGUUUUAUUUUGCCUAUUACAUGUUACAGUUUCAUAUCGUUAAAUGUUUCAAUCUAUACUUAAAUGCUAGUGGCUGUGAAAUCACAGUAUCACAGUAUGAUUGGGAUUGGAAGGGACCUCAAAAGGUCAUCUAGUCCAAUCCCCCUGCUGGAGCAGGAACGCCUAGGUGAGGUCGCACAGGAACAUGUCCAGGUGGGUUUUGAAUGUCUCCAGAGGAGACUCCACAACCUCCCUGGGCAGCCUGUUCCAGUGUUCUGGCACCCUUACUGAGAAGAAGUUUUUUCUCAAAUUGAAGUGGAACCUCUUGUGUUCCAGUUUGAACCCAUUACCCCUUGUCCUAUCAUUGUUUGCCACCAAGAAGAGCCUGGCUCCAUCCUCAUGGCACUCACCCUUUAUAUAUUUAUAAACAUUAAUAAGGUCCCCCCCUUAGUCUUCUCUUCUCCAAACUAAAGAGACCCAGCUCCCUCAGCCUUUCUUCAUAAGGGAGAUGCUCCACUCCCUUAAUCAUUUUUGUUGCCCUGCGCUGGACUCUCUCCAGCAGUUCCCUGUCCUUCUGGAAAUGAGGGGCCCAGAACUGGACACAAUAUUCCAGAUGUGGUCUCACCAGGGCGGAGUAGAGGGGAAGGAGAACCUCUCUCGAUCUACUAACCACGCCCCUUCUAAUACACCCCAGGAUGCCAUUGGCCUUCCUGGCCACAAGGGCACAGUGCUGGCUCAUGGUCAUCCUGUUGUCCACCAGGACCCCCAGGUCCCUUUCCCCUACACUGCUCUCUAGUCUGUAGUUUCCCAACCUAUACUGGAACCUGGGGUUGUUCCUGCCCAGAUGCAGGACUCUACACUUUCCCUUGUUAAAUUUCAUCAGGUUAUUCCCCGCCCAACUCUCCAGCCUGUCCAGGUCCCACUGGAUAGCAGCACAGCCUUCUGGCGUGUCAGCCACUCCUCCCAGCUUGGUGUCAUCAGCAAACUUGCUGAUAGUACACUCUUUUCCCUCGUCUAAAUCGUUAAUGAAUAUAUUGAAUAAUAUUGGCCCCAGUACUGACCCCUGAGGCACUCCACUAGAUACUGGCCACAGCUGUGAGCGCCACAUCCCCAUGCACAGAUGCCGACCCCUGCUCUUGCAGCAGAUGCCAUAAGAGACAAACCACCAUACCCUGGUCUGUCUUUCUCCUUCAAGUUCAUUAAGCAUACAAGGCUUCCUCUGCCUUGCCAUUCAUUCAGCUGACAGAGGGAAAUUUCGAAACAUGUCCCCAAACCAGAUGUUGCACUCCUAAACCUCCUCGAUCUGGCCAUGUUUGCAUCUGGUCUCAAGUUCACAAGGUAUUCCCAACCAGCUGUCAGUCUCCUUUCCUUCAUUCCUUCCCUUGCUCUACCUCUCCUCUACGAAUAUGACAAUGCCUAUUUUUUUGUCUAUGUGGGGGUUUUGUCUGUUACUAGCAGCUCCAAGCACUAGUCACAGGAGGGAGGAGAGGCAGAGGCAAACCUGCAAUAGCGUCACUCUUUUACAGGUAAAACAUUUUGAAAAUCAGCUCUACCAUGCUCCCAAACUCAAGGAUAGAGUCCUCCAAUUUUUCCAUGCCCAAUUAAAACAUCAAUUUGAUGAGAAGCAGAUUGUUACAGAGAGGAGCUUGUACAAGCAACAUGUUUCUCAUUAGGCAGCUGAGCACCCUCUGCCACCCACUCCAUUUUAGAAGAAACACCAAAAAAAGGGGGUGACUUCCAUCUCACUUGCUAGCUGGUGUUGCCAGGCAUUAAAUGUCAGUGCUAUACGCAGAUUUGCAUGUCUCCUGCACACUCGCUGCUCCCCUAGAAGGCAAAAAGCACUUCUUUCCCAAGAUUGUCUCCAGCCCAUCCUGUUCUCUAAGGAGUAUCAGGACUUAAGACAGCAUUAGCCCUAACUAAGGCGGGAGAUAGAGCCUUUGUGUCUAGUCUUAGGGUACUUGAUGAGAGUUUCAGUGCUCAAGCCAGUACAACUGGUUCCCACAUGGACAGCCAGUAGAUGGACAGACUGAGCUGACUUUGCUGGUUUCUAAGCUUGGUUGUUUGACAGCAAUCAGCAGCUAUUGGCAUCUUAUCAAGGCAUAACAUGUACAAUCGCUCUGCUCACAGAAAUCUUGCUGAUCUGUAAUAGGAUUUCUGUGUGUGCAGUUAAACAAAAUAAUAUGUUAUUACGAUUGCUAAUCUCCCAAGAGGUAGAACAAAGAUAAAAGAUUAAAUGCCUUUAAGAUAUUGUUUGAGGAAGGCGUGGGGAUGGAUUGUGUUGACUGAAUCAGGCCCAAAGCAAGUAGCCCAAGUGAGACCUUCUGCAACUGGGUGAUAUUUGAGUCUGGAUUAUUUUCAUGACUGGUCACAUAUCAGAAAUCUCUUCCUCAGUUCAAAUAAUUGAACUCCUAGCAGUCAGAAUAGGAACACAAAAGCUUGUCUGUAGUUGAAAGCUAAUUCAGUUUAGCAGUUUAUAUACUUAAACCACAAUAAUGAUUCCCAGAGCUUAAACCAGUUUAAUUAGUUACAGCAACACAGGGCACAUUUCGGCAUGAAGGCCCAGGGCAUGAGACAUUCAUGACCAGCUCCACUGCUAUAAUCAAUUUUGAUUCAUAAAGUCCCUAUGACCCUAAAGACUGCCAGUGUGACUUCAGGAACAUUGUUUACACUUUCCAUGUCUCAGUUCUCCUGACUGCAGUGUGAUGGAUUUAUACCACCAGAGCACACAUCCCACAGUCAUGUUGGCAUACUCAGAAAUCACUGUAACCUCACUGAACAGACGUGUAACACAGGUAAGACCUUUCCUCCAGCAGGGUCUGGAACAAGACUUUUUGUGCAAAUCUGUGUCUAUCUGUAAGUAAGCCCAGAUUCAUACUGAUCCCCGGUCCAACAUAUGAAAUGUUUGCUUCCCAAUAGACUUUUGGGAGGGAACAGUAUAGUGCAUACACACAGGAGAUAGGGAAUUACAUGGUAUCGUGCAGCAUCUGUGCUUUGAGGGUUAAUGUGGUCUAAUCAGUGCUGGUUUAAAAAGUCACAAUUCAUUAGCCUCUUAACUUAAGCAUCUUUCCUUCUGCAGCUUGGAGGAGAGCCCUAGAAAAGCAGGCGACUCUUGGAACAGCCCUGGCGUCCCCGAAAUCAAAGAGUCCAACAGAUCCGCGUCCCACCCCGAGCUCUACAUUGUGGGCCAGGGGCUGCAGAGGGACUGACAGCAGAAGCACCUGCAAAGAAUCAAGGCCAGAGGCCCCAGGGGGCCUUAACCAAACCUCCAAAGCCUGGCUACAUUGUUUUUUUAGGAAACAAUAUGACAGCAUCACAUUGAAAAACCCAGACUGGUCCCAACAAUCUAGUGAAAUAUCAGUAGAGGGGUAGCCAGCUGCUUCUCCUUUGGAUUGCAUUUCGUGGUGCAACUCAAAGAUUUACACUGAGCAAAAGAAAUACUUUGCAGUUGGUCAAGUAUUGAAGCAAAUUGAAGCAAAUUGAUUUGAUAAAGACAGGACCCAUAGACAAGUCCUUUGUUUCACUGUUUGGCUAAAGGAGUUCAAAAACUUUCAGAAAUUGUCAAUAUUUGACAUUUUAUUUAUUCAGGAGGCAUCAAAGUUUCAGUUAUGUAAAAAGUGGCUGUUGUGACAUUUCCAGGGGGGAGGUAAAAUCCUGAACCAAUUGAUUUUGUUGCAAAAACAUCAAUGGCUUCAGCAAAGCCACAUCUUUACACUGGGUAUUUAUCAGCAUGCAGAAAGAGAAUAAGGUCAAUACAAGUUAAAACAAAAUAACCUCUUUUAAAGGAGUAAAAUUAGGGACCUUAUUCCCUCAAAAAGGCUUUGAUCUUCUAAAUCACCCUUGAUCAUCAUAUAAUCUCAUCACCCCUAGUUUCCAGGGUACAAGGCUUAAUCCUGAUUAGAGUAGUUUUGUAAUAGCCCAAUCAAACAACAUUAUGAAUCCUGAGGCACCUGAGGACGUGUAUUUUUUCUUUUUUUUUUAAGAGAAGAGAAUGCUAGCAUAGAGAACCCUGCUCUCCCUGAAACAGGUUUAUAUUCUUUCUGAUUUAUGCCGUUUGAGGGGAUUUAUUGUCACUUCAGUGAAGAGUCUAGACAGAUGUUUGUUAAUAAAAACACAAGUUCUUUACAGUCGAUUAAUCCCAGGCUUUUACAGUGGAACACAGUUUCAGAAUUUACUGGAUCUUGCUCACCUCAUUUAUCAUCACAAUUAAGAUGCAAAUUUGAAUUAAUGUAAUUUUAAUUGUUUUAAUUUGAUGUGUUUUUAUAUGCAACUUCAGUACAGAAUGAGAUCCAGGAAAAAAAAAAAAGCCAUUUGUGGUCCUAUUUUGAUAGGAAUAGUUUAAAUUUUUCUUAUGGUUUUCAUGAUAGUGGCAUCUGGGCACUCCGCCUUCACACAGGAUUUUUAACCUUUCCUGCCACCUUCAUGGUGGGAAAACUGAGACUCGUAUUGUGCUGUACAAGGGACCCCUUUGGAUACUGAACUCCUGAGGUUUUAGUCUGGUGCCUUAGUCACAAUCCUUCUUCAAUUGUUUCAGUGCCAUCUUCUGACACAGACACAAAGAAACUUAAUUGUCAUAUUUAAGGUAAGGUAUAGAACAGAAAGAAGCAACUCCUGGUGAACAGAUGCUUUGGAUUGUCAGGGCUUUGUGAGCUUGAGGUGGCAAGGCAGCCUUACCCACAGUGUACAGGCAGGAGAUGCCAACAGAUCCACCUUGCAGUCACACAGGCAGAUGCACCGUCCCCUGUUGAACUGGGAAAUCACUGCGGGUACUGCAAAGAUCAACAGCAGGGCAAACUGCAGGCUGGCCUUCCCCCUCUUCAGAAGUGUAGCUCUCUCCCAGAUACACAGAGAUACAAAUACAUUUGCAUGCACUUUGAGUGUGUCUGUUCUGCUGGCAGGAACCACCCAGAAUAGACCCAAACCAGGAACAUGACAGCAGAAAGCCAGCGCUUUGCAUGCCUAAAUGUAGCUCUGAAGAUGAAAAUGUGACAGAGUGGGCGGACAACUUCUGCUCAGCUGCUACAAUCAUUUUAUCUCUUUAUAGUUUCAUGCUGAAAUGUCCCAGCACCCAUGAUGGGUGAUGAGAGAAAGUAUUCAUUUAUAUACCCCAAGCACCAAAAUCUGUGGUACAAGAGCUACAGCAGCACAUGGAGCAACACUUCAAUUCAGCAAUCAGGCUGGAAACCUCCUCUCACAUGUGCCAGCUAGACAUGGAGUCAGCCAAAGCAUCUUCCCCCAAGACCCAGGCUCCCCUGAAAACCUGGCACACGAGCUCUCAUCCUACCGCAGCAUCUCUCCCAGCUUUGACUAAGCCCGUGGUCGUCAGGAGGCUCAUUGCAAACACAACCCCACCUGAACGCUGCAGCUGCUGAAGGGUUCGGAUGCUGCUCUAAGGACGCUGCAGAAAACGGAGCAUUAUAUUCAAGAAACAGAGCUUCUCCAGGAGUGAUCUACAAGUUUAUAAUAUGAAUUUAUGACUACAUACAGGUAACAGAUUCUCUUCAGUACAGUUAAUGUACAGGACUAUUGCAAAUAAAGUGUUUACCUUCAAUUUGUAUCGCAAGCAUGAGAUUAAGAGUAACUAUAGUAUGCAGGAAAUGAUAGUUUGGGUGGCCACUUUAAAAAAAAAUGUUUAUACAGUUUUUUUGGACAAUACUUUCAUUUUUCAUUAAUGCAAUUUUUCUGGAAUACAAUUGUUUUAUAAGACCAUACUCAAAUUUAAGAUAUAUUUUUUACUGAUGUAAAUAAAUCAGAGUUUUUAUAUGCAAGGUAUGAAUUGAGCUCUCUUACAUUCUGUAUGCAAACGGCGUAAAUCUAACCCCAAUGUUAUACUACUGAUUUCUUCCUUAGUGCACUAACUAGUGCCCUGUGCUAUAAAAAGUCUAUUUGCUUCCUCCUCACCACA